This is a messenger RNA of Penaeus chinensis, 1685 nucleotides long. It is a transcript of the gene pch2, whose product is annotated as pachytene checkpoint protein 2 homolog. Gene Ontology annotation, biological process: meiotic recombination checkpoint signaling; reciprocal meiotic recombination. Gene Ontology annotation, molecular function: ATP binding; ATP hydrolysis activity. Gene Ontology annotation, cellular component: nucleus; chromosome. The coding region runs from base 196 to 1440 and encodes 414 amino acids. The transcript has 8 exons. The record is from RefSeq and is a predicted model, not a curated record. NCBI's taxonomy places the organism in Eukaryota, Metazoa, Arthropoda, Malacostraca, Decapoda, Penaeidae.
GUUGCUCCUCCCUCGUGUCUGCGGGGAAUUCAAACGAAAAUUUAACACUUGAAAUAUAUAUUUGCAUCACUUAGAAGGGUGCAAAACGUGACAUAGGGAGAAUUAGAGAACUCAAGAACACUCAGAUUGUAGAAGGAGGGUAUCUAGAUGGUGUUUUAACGUCGGAAUUAUAACUUUUCAUUGUGAUAAGUAACAAUGGCUCAAAAUACGUCACUUGAGAAGCCGAUAUUGCAUGUGGAAAUCCUUCAGAGGAGAAGAAGUGUAAUGGCCAAAGAUGUAAUCAUGCAUGAAGUAGACACCGUGCUGAAAAAUAUGGGUAAGACCUAUGUAGAUUCCCAUAUCAAAGAGUUCCCCAACAGUGGGCUCCAAGAACAUAUUCUUCAUAUCAAGAUAUGUGAAGUGCAAGAUAAUGCAGAUGUAAAGGAAGUAGAAUUGUCUAAUGUCAUGCCCAGAUAUUAUGUGUACCAGCUGGAAUGUGAUGGUCCAGGGAUUGAAGAACUUAAUGAGGGAGAGGAAGAAAUUCCAGCUGCCACUUACUGGAUCUUGCCUGCUGCAGAGUUUGAUAACUAUUGGGAGAACCUAGUGUUUGAUACAAACAUCAAAGAAGAACUCCUGAACUACAUUCGCACAACACUGCUCUUCUCUGACAGGAAAAUCUGUGAGAGUAUCAUUAGUUGGAACAAAGUUGUGUUGCUUCAUGGACCCCCAGGAACUGGGAAAACUACCUUGAGUAAAGCACUGGCUCAAAAACUAAGUAUCCGCCUCGAACCACGCUACAAAUAUGCCCAACUUGUUGAAAUCAAUUCACACUCACUCUUCUCAAAGUGGUUUUCUGAGAGUGGUAAGUUGGUGCAGAAGAUGUUCACCAAGAUUACAGAGAUGGUUGAGGAUCCCCAGUCACUUGUUUUAGUGCUUAUUGAUGAGGUUGAGAGUUUGACAUGCUCCAGAGCCUCCUGUUCAAAUGGUACUGAGCCUAGUGAUGCUGUUCGGGUCGUUAAUGCUGUGCUGACUCAGUUAGAUCAGCUUAAAAAAUACCCCAAUUGCCUCAUUCUGACCACCUCCAACAUCACUGGCACUAUUGACUUGGCCUUUGUCGAUCGUGCAGACAUCAAACAGUACCUAGGUCUUCCCUCCAAAGGUGCUAUCUACCAGAUUUACCACUCUUGCAUCCUUGAGUUGGAGAGGACUGGCAUCAUUGUUGACAGUGAAAGACUCUUCACUCUGAAGGAAUUAACGUUAAUCAAAAUGGCUGAGACUAAAGCAACACAACCAUCACUACUAUUGAUGAAGAUUGCUGAGCAGAGCCAAGGUCUAAGCGGGCGAACACUGAGAAAAAUACCCUUUUUAGCGCAUGCCCUACACGUCCACACACCACGGGUUUCACUUUACGACUUCCUCUUUGCUAUGGAGAAAGCAGGUACAGAAGCAGCUGAAGGAUAGAGAGAAAAUGUCUACUUAGCCGGCAAAGAAGCUGUUGAUUAUUUUUUCUAGGAAUGAUAUUUAUUUUAGUGUACAUAGUAUUUAUUUUUUUCAAAUGUAUGAACUGUGCAACACUGAAGGAAGGAGAUACUUCUACAAAGUGCAUUAUUUAGAUUAAUUUCUCUUGAAUUUUUAUUGAAGUAUCCCUGAGAGAUCUUCCAUAUUAACUUUUCCUGAUCUUAUAAAAAUAAACAAUUUUCAUUUGU